This is a messenger RNA of Leptidea sinapis, 1748 nucleotides long. RefSeq names its product serine/threonine-protein phosphatase 4 catalytic subunit (gene Pp4-19C). Gene Ontology annotation, molecular function: protein serine/threonine phosphatase activity. The transcript has 7 exons. Gene Ontology annotation, biological process: double-strand break repair via homologous recombination; peptidyl-serine dephosphorylation. Gene Ontology annotation, cellular component: nucleus; cytoplasm. Bases 229 to 1152 code for a protein of 307 amino acids. Lineage: Eukaryota; Metazoa; Arthropoda; Insecta; Lepidoptera; Pieridae. The record is from RefSeq and is a predicted model, not a curated record.
UUGCAAUCUGCUUGCAAUCAGCAAUGUUAAUUUGUGAGUUCGCGUUGUGUAUUGUUUUCUAUUGAUUAGGGUUUUGAAUUCAUAUGAAAAGUUGUUUUUAAGUGCAGACGUAGCUAACUUAGGUUUAGUGAUAUUACUCAAUAAGCAAUAUUAGUGUUUCUUUUAGUGUGAUUGCUAGGCAACCCUUUUCUUAUUUCAACUGAAAUUUUAUAACUGCAUAAGUAGAAAAUGUCUGAUACAAGUGAUCUAGACCGUCAAAUUGAACAGUUGAAGAGAUGUGAAAUAAUUAUGGAGGCAGAGGUUAAAGCACUAUGUGCGAAAGCCCGUGAAAUUCUUGUUGAAGAAAGUAACGUACAACGAGUUGAUUCUCCUGUUACGGUCUGUGGAGAUAUCCAUGGUCAAUUUUAUGAUCUCAAAGAGUUGUUCAAAGUUGGUGGGGAUGUUCCGGAAACAAAUUAUUUAUUCAUGGGUGAUUUUGUGGACAGGGGAUUCUACUCUGUUGAAACAUUUUUGUUGCUUCUAGCUCUUAAGGUUCGCUACCCAGAUCGCAUAACACUUAUAAGAGGAAAUCAUGAAUCUAGACAGAUUACACAAGUAUAUGGAUUUUAUGAUGAGUGCUUAAGGAAGUAUGGCUCAAUUACUGUCUGGAGAUACUGCACCGAAAUUUUUGAUUACCUCUCUCUAUCUGCUAUCAUUGAUGGUAGAAUAUUCUGUGUUCAUGGUGGUCUCAGUCCAUCAAUACAUACUUUGGACCAAAUUCGUACAAUAGACAGAAAACAAGAAGUGCCACAUGAUGGACCCAUGUGUGAUUUGCUGUGGAGUGACCCCGAAGAUACAUCAGGAUGGGGUGUAUCACCACGUGGAGCAGGUUACCUGUUUGGAUCGGAUGUUGUUGCUCAAUUCAAUGUCUCAAACGACAUCGACAUGAUCUGCAGAGCACAUCAACUCGUCAUGGAGGGAUACAAGUGGCAUUUCAAUGAAACAGUUUUAACGGUGUGGUCAGCACCUAAUUAUUGCUACAGAUGCGGCAACGUAGCAGCCAUAUUAGAGCUUAAUGAGAAUCUUCAGCGCGAAUUCACGAUAUUCGAAGCGGCGCCUCAGGAGUCCCGGGGUGUACCCUCUAAGAAACCCCAACCUGACUACUUCUUAUAAUGGCGUAUGGAAUUAGUUUUACGAUACCUAGCGACGAACUCGUCAUUGUGAAGUUAAGUUAAUUGUGAUGCUAAGAUGAGACUGCCAAAUGUGAAUUAACCACUCACCAUACUACCUGUCAUUGAUUCGGGUCAAAUAUUCUGACUAAGAAUUAAAUUUAAUAAACUUAGAAAUAAACUUGUUAAGCUAUUCCACCAUGUUUGAUGUAUUCAACUGAUUUAAGUAAUUAUUUUCUAAAUUAUAUCUAGUAUUUCCACUGAUUAUAAUAUCUUUUUUGAAUUGGAGCGAUUUGAAUUUUGAUUGACAUUGUUAGGAAUGGUAAAAUAAGCCCAUUCCAUAGGUAAUAUCUAUUUAUUAAAUUCAAUGUUUUUCAUAUAUUUUUUUAACAGCAGACCAUAAGUCUGUUUGCCUAUUAAACCUUACAGCACACAAUCUAGUGCAUUCUGUAAAAAAAAACAUCUAUUGAACCACUAUUUUUGAAAAUUUAUUUGUGUAACUUAUUUGAUAAUUUUACCAAAUUUUCAAUAUGCUUGAGGAAAUAAAUAAUAGACAAGUUGUGAAUUUUUAAGAUUAAAUAAAUACGUAUUAAAAAUUGA